Molecule: messenger RNA, 2256 nt
Organism: Aspergillus glaucus CBS 516.65
Lineage: Eukaryota; Fungi; Ascomycota; Eurotiomycetes; Eurotiales; Aspergillaceae
Exons: 5
Coding region: 67-2256 (729 amino acids)
Biological process (GO): ribosomal large subunit assembly; rRNA processing
Cellular component (GO): nucleolus
Molecular function (GO): 3'-5' exonuclease activity; 5S rRNA binding
Source: RefSeq, a predicted model, not a curated record
CGCUCUGCAAAGAAAGGACUUUGGUUCCAAUUUGACGUUGGAAACUUAUAGGCAGAGUCUUUGAAGAUGUCUGCCUCCCUUGAAGCCCCCAAGCAAUUUUCUCAGCCGUCCCGUAAGGGCAAGAAGGCGUGGAGAAAAAAUGUUGACAUUACGGAGGUCCAGGAAGGCCUUCAAUCGCUGAAAGAUGAAGAAAUCAAAGGUGGUCUGUUGACUGAAAAACCGUCCGAUGAAUUGUUCGUUAUCGAUUCUAAGGGUUCAUCGGAUGUUCGCAAGGCAAUUGAGAAGAAGCACAAGCCUCUGAAGGCGGAUGAAAUCCUGGCGCAGCGCUCUGCCAUCCCGGGAGUCGACACUCACAAGCGGCCGAACUCUAUGGUUACAGACGGCGUCAUCGAACCGAAAUCGAAGAAACAAAAGAGCGACUGGGUCACCCGCAAGGACUGGUUACGCUUGAAGCAGGUCGCCAAGGAUGCGACUCCUGCCCAGAAGAAUGAGGGAGAUGCUCUGUACGAUCCCUGGGCAGAUGAGGCCGACCCAACACCUGUUCAAGACCCCAAGUUCGAUUACCUCGAGAAGCCGAAGCCGAAGGUUGCGCCUCCGACUAUCAAGCAAGCGCCUAUUUCGUUAGCUGCAAAUGGAAAGCCAGUUCCUGCUGUCCGCGCGCCUGGCGCUGGUGUCAGUUAUAACCCCUCGUUCGAGGAGUGGGAUCAACUCCUGCAAAAGGAAGGAGAGAAGGAAGUCGAAGCAGAGAAGAAACGCCUGGAGGAAGAGCGCAAAGAGCAGGAGAAACAGCAUAUAAUUGAGGAAAGCAGGAACGACGAUGGACAGGUGAAAUCCGACGACGAGAGUGCGUGGGAGGGAUUCGAAAGCGAGUAUGAAAAACCGGAAUGGUUGAACAAGAAGCGCCCUGAGAGAAAGUCCAAGACGCAAAGAAACAAGAUCAACAGACGGAAAGAAGCCGAGAAGAAAGCUAAGUGGGAGGCGCGGAUGAAGGAGAAAGAAGAACAGGCUGCACAAGCGAAGGCGGUUGCCAACCAAAUCAUGGAGCAAGAGGGUCAGCAGCAGGAUUCAGACGCUGAUUCUUCCGAGGAAGGAGACGAUACCGUCUUGCGACGGAGGCCUUUGGGGAAGACACCUGCCCCUGAGAAACCUCUUGAGGUGGUUCUUCCAGACGAACUCCAGGAUUCGCUGCGCAAGCUCAAACCCGAAGGCAACCUGUUGGACGACCGGUUCAGGACAUUGAUCAUUCAAGGAAAGUUGGAGUCUCGCAAGCCCGUCAGCCAGCCCAAGAAGGCCAAGCGAAAGGUGACGGAGAAAUGGGGUUACAAGGACUUCAAGAAACUCCAGGGGACGUUGCAAAAAAAAGAUAACGUUUCCGCCUCCGCUCCGAAACGCAAACCCUCCGAACGCGAGUCCGAAAAUGGUGCUGUGAAGAAGAGGAAGAGGGAAGGUAAACCGGAAACAAAGAAAUCAGAUCGUCCUACUCAUUCGACAAAAAAGAAGAGAAUGUCUGAAGGAGGUGAAACUCGUGGAGCUUCAGAUUCGGCUGCGAAGCCGAAGUCGCGGAGGAAUUCUACAGCAGCAGGAACGGCGUCGGAAACGGAAGACUUGCCAAAGGCCAAGAUCAAUGAAGGCCGCUCGCCGAGCACUGAACUAGGCAACUAUGUGGCCAUCGACUGCGAAAUGGUGGGCGUUGGCCCCAACCCCGAUCACGAUUCCGCUCUCGCUCGUGUCAGUAUUGUCAACUUCCACGGCGAACAAGUUUACGACUCAUUUGUGAGACCCAAAGAGAUGGUGACCGAUUGGCGGACAUACGUUAGCGGGAUAUUGCCCAAGCACAUGGUAGAGGCACGGUCAUUCGAACAAGCCCAGAAGGACGUCUCAGAUAUUCUCGAAGGACGGGUAUUGGUGGGACAUGCGGUUGGUAACGACUUGGAUGCGCUGCUACUCGGCCAUCCCAAGCGCGACAUCAGAGAUACAAGCAAGUACCCUCCGUACCGCAAGAUCGCGGGCGGUGGCUCUCCUCGAUUGAAGGUGCUAGCUUCGGAAUAUCUUGGGUUGAAUAUUCAAACGGGAUCGCAUUCGAGUGUGGAGGAUGCACGAGCUACGAUGAUGCUGUAUCGGCGGGAGAAGAAGGGGUUUGAGGCAGAGCAUUUGAAGAAAUGGCCAGUUCGCGUGGUCGUAGAGAAGCAGGAGACUGGGGAGGGGGAGGACCAGAAGAAGAAGAAAAAGAAGAAGAAGAAGACCCGUAAGAGGUGA